Archocentrus centrarchus (flier cichlid) is the source of this 3399-nucleotide messenger RNA. RefSeq names its product major facilitator superfamily domain-containing protein 6. NCBI's taxonomy places the organism in Eukaryota, Metazoa, Chordata, Actinopteri, Cichliformes, Cichlidae. Gene Ontology annotation, biological process: antigen processing and presentation of exogenous peptide antigen via MHC class I. Bases 287 to 2668 code for a protein of 793 amino acids. The record is from RefSeq and is a predicted model, not a curated record. Gene Ontology annotation, cellular component: plasma membrane. The transcript has 7 exons.
CAUGGCGGUAAUGGCAGGCUUGACCGCUGUGUUUCAGGACAGGUGGAACCUCCGGUUUGACGAGCUGCUGUUGUUCUCUAUACAAAGAGAGACGGAGCCGGGAAAAUACCUAAAAAUUCCGUCUGAAUUAAAACGUGAACUCGUAUCGGAGACUGCAAAUAUUGUCUGGAAUAUAAAAGCGGUAAUUUAAACGUUUUUUGGGGGGAGAAAUGUCCGCCGGAGGAGAGAGAAAAUUGAAAAUAAACUGCGCAGUUAUAGUUUGAUGGGAGCGGUGACCUGACCAGAUAUGGCAGCUGACGACAAGGUUGCCAUCCUGACAGAUGAUGAGGAGGAGCAGAAGAGGAAGUAUGUCCUCGCUGAACCCUUCAACACACUCUCUAUGGCGCACCAGGAGGCCGGCACAGAGCCACCAGUGCCUCCCUCUGAGAUGGCGCCCAAUCAGGCGGUGGCCUCACCGCCAGAUUCCAUAGACUGCUGCGAGAGGAUGUGCCUCCGCAUCAAUAGCCACCUCCUCAUCUCCAAAGUCUUCUACUUCUUUUUCUAUGCCGGCUAUGGAUCGCUGCACCCCCUGCUGGCCGUAUACUACAAGCAGCUUGGUAUGUCGGCCAGCCGCAGUGGGCUGCUCGUUGGCAUCCGCUACUUUAUUGAGUUUUGCAGCGCCCCCUUCUGGGGUGUAGUGGCCGAUCGUUUCAAGAAAGGAAAAGCUGUGUUGCUGUUUUCCGUUCUGUGCUGGUUGAUGUUCAACUGCGGAAUUGGAUUUGUCAAACCAGCGGAGAUGAAAUGUGAGGAAAAGGGAGAUUCUCUCACCACGCUGCCACCACCCGUGAUGACGAUCCGUCCCCAGGGGAACUUAACAUAUCCAAGCAACUCCACCAACCACACCAGAGGUCGGCGAAGCCUCCUGGAACUCGCUGGAGUUCAUGAACUCCUGGACUCCUACGUCGGCGUGUUCCACAGGCUUGAACGCAGCGUGGACACCAACAAAACAGCCCCUCAAUUUAAUUCACCCAACACCACCCAGCUCACACCAAACACCACACAGCAGACCACCACCACGACCACCACGACAGUUAACGCACCAAACCCCAAGAAAGAGACCCAGAUCGUCUACAACAGGGACCAGGUAGAGUCCAUUUUCCUGCUCAUCUUGCUUGUCAUCAUUGUGGGCGAGUUCUUCAGCGCCCCUGCCAUUACCAUCGUGGACACCGUCACCCUGCAGUACCUCGGUAAAGCCCGUGACCGUUAUGGCCUACAGAGGAUGUGGGGCUCUCUGGGUUGGGGUCUGGCCAUGUUGUUGGUGGGAAUCUGGAUUGACCACACGCACAUCACCGUGAAGAUCGAUGGCGACUGUAUCCCGCCCGAUUAUCGCCUUCACAACUACCAACUCGCCUUCAUUGUCUUUGGCGUACUGAUGGGUGUAGCGUUGAUUGUGGCCACCCAGUUUUACUUUGAGAAAGGUGGCGAAUAUAGGCAGGAAGUUCCAGAGGUGGUGGAGGACUCUGCGAGCCCUGAGACUGAGUCUAACUCUUCAGACCAGACUCCCAGCAGCUUCGACGCCACCCAGGGGUUCCGCUACAGUGACCUUCUGAAGCUGCUGUGCAGCGUGCGCUACAGCUCCGUCCUCUUUGUCGCCUGGUUCAUGGGCUUCGGCUACGGCUUUGUCUUCAGCUUCCUGUACUGGCACUUGGAGGACCUGGGUGGGACGACCACGCUGUUUGGGGUGUGCUCAGUCCUCAGCCACAUCUCAGAGCUCGCUGCGUAUUUCACCAGCCACAAGUUCAUUGAGCUUGUGGGCCACAUCAGAGUACUGUACAUCGGCCUGGCCUGUAACACAGCUCGCUACCUGUACAUCUCCUACCUGCAGAACGCCUGGACCGUCCUGCCCAUGGAGAUUCUUCAAGGUGUGACUCACGCCUCAGUUUGGGCAGCUUGUAUCUCCUUCCUGAGCGCCGCUGUCCCACCGGCUCUGAGGACCUCGGCGCAGGGAAUCCUGCAGGGCCUGCACCUCGGAUUGGGCCGUGGCUGCGGAGCCAUGGUCGGAGGAGUGUUCGUCAAUUAUUUUGGUGCUGCAGAGACGUUCAGAGGAAUCGGCAUGGCCUCCCUCGUCAUCCUCCUCAUCUUCUCCUUUAUCCAGUGUUUGACUCGAGAUACUGAAGGGAAAGGUGACAAAAUGCUGGCAGAGAACAUCCCAGUCCCCUCCAGCCCAGUCCCCAUCGCCACCAUUGACCUGGUGCAGAGCCACUCCCCCUCCGACAGCCCGGCCCAGGUGCGGCAGGCUGCCGUGUUGCCAGUGAGGAAGACCAAACAUCAGGAGGAUCAGGAGGACCUAAACAGGCCGGCCUGGGUGCUUUCCGGUGGCCCCUGGGUCGCAAUCGCCUUCGCCUUUGUUCAGAUCAAAGAGGUGAUGAACCUGGCGAAGAGCAGCGUUCAGCAGACUCAUCCUGCGCAGGUUCUCAGUGAACAGGCGCUGGCUGAAUACAACGCAGCGUCACACAGUAACUCGAGCGAUGACGGCUCAGACCCACCGGCAUCCACCACGGAGACUCCCACGCAAGCAGACACCACCCACCCCGUGCACACAGACUCUGACAAAGACCAAACGCACCCUGCGUCAGGUGGAGGAGGGCCCAAAGACGACCCAGGCUUCACAGAAGAAAACACAGACUGAGUGUACAUUUAAAAACAAUUUAAUGCGCACACAGUGAGCUUUAAUCUCAGUGUGUUUUAUUACUGCAGAGUGAUACAGCUCGACAAGUCAGCACGUGUCCAGCUCAGUGUUAAAUUCUUAUUUUGUGGUGAAAUGUUUCCUUUGCAGUUUAUAAACACUGUAUGUACAGACUGUUCUAAAAACUGCUGUGUAUAUAUUCAUUAAUACUGGCAACAUGUUGGAAAUGGUUUAACUCUGGAGGUAAAUGAUUUCUUUUGUGUGUCUAGACUUGAUUAAUGGACAGUUUUUGCAGCGGGCACUUUGGUUUCAAACUGAAAAUGCAUUUGGAAGGCGAGUAAACCUAACGCACCUCUGAUUUCUGUGCACUGUAACUCCUUCCAGAGGAGUGAAGGAAAUUCCUUCAGUUGCAAAUGUGCCUCUUUUUAAGUUAUUUAACUUAAUUUACUUAAAAAAAAAAAGGGGGAAGAAAACAUGAUUUUUUUUUUUUCCUUUUUUCACUGUUCUAGUGCAUUUUUAAAUGAAGUGAUGAUGUACCUCGGAGCUUUAACUAGACGACAGCACAAAUGAAUUUAUUGGUACCUGAGGGUUUUUUUCUGAGGUUUUAACUUGUGGUGGGGAUUUUUAUUGUAAUGUAACACAAGGGUUCUCAACUUGUAUGUGCCACAGAGCGUUUUCAUGGCCACGCUGCAGAUGUGUACAGCUUAAUUCACAAUAAAAGCCUCUCAGUUUUA